CGCUCACAAGUCAUGUGUCUCGAGAGCGUCAACACAAGUGCAGCCAUUAUAGAGAUGGGAGAAAAAGCCAAAACGGAGUGAGCUUGGCAUCCUUCCAUUACGCACCGGAGGGCUCACAUGCCCCCCUGGAAGCAUUAAUACCCCUUGGCACAGUGGAAUGGACACACGAGGAGCAGCCGGACCCCUCUGACUAUCUACCACUUCGUUUAUCAACUUAUUUCCCUGAAUGGAGUCAAAUUCUCAUUACUGCUGCUGCCGCGCCAACACCAGACACGUCGGAGCGUUCUUUUGGAUUCGGACCACCAGGAAGUUGCAGACUCCCUCUGGUUAAGCCUUCUUUUUUGUAUUCUUUUUUUUAUUUACCCCACUCAAAAGAGGGAGGAACACUUGCACCAUGGUCGCCGUGCCCUGAGGGGAGAUGGAUUUAGAGGCAAGGGGGCUGAACGGCUCCACUUAUUUGUCCCGGAAUGAGAGCGGCACGGGACUGAGCGCCUCGGCCGGACUGUCCACUGCGCUGGCCAGCGUGCUGAUAUUUACCAUCGUGGUCGACAUCCUCGGCAACGUACUCGUCAUCCUGUCCGUGUACAGGAAUAAAAAGCUUAGGAAUGCAGGCAACAUCUUUGUGGUGAGUCUGUCGGUUGCUGACCUGGUGGUGGCACUGUACCCCUACCCUUUGGUCCUGACAGCCAUCUAUCACGAAAACUGGAUCAUGGGGGACCUGCACUGCCAGGCGAGUGGCUUCAUCAUGGGAAUCAGCGUCAUCGGCUCCAUCUUCAACAUCACAGCUAUUGCCAUCAACCGCUACUGCUACAUCUGCCACAGCCUGCAAUAUGACCGCAUGUUCAGCCUGAGGAACACCUGCUGCUACCUGGGCCUCACCUGGGCUUUCACCGCAAUCGCCACGGUGCCCAACUUCUUUGUGGGUUCAUUGCAGUACGAUCCUCGCAUCUACUCCUGCACCUUUGCCCAGACUGUUAGCUCGUACUACACCAUCUCAGUGGUGGUCAUCCACUUCCUGAUCCCGCUGCUGGUGGUGUCCUACUGCUACUUGAGGAUAUGGGUGCGGGUGAUCCAAGUGAAGCACCGGGUGAAACCGGAGCAAGGGGCCAAACUAAAACCAAGCGACGUGAGGAACUUCCUGACUAUGUUUAUGGUUUUUGUGUUGUUUGCUGUGUGCUGGGCACCAUUGAACUUCAUAGGCUUGGCAGUGGCAAUAAACCCAGUAAAAGUUGCGCCCAACAUACCCCAGUGGGUCUUUGUCACCAGCUACUUCAUGGCAUACUUCAACAGCUGCCUCAACGCCAUCAUAUACGGACUACUCAACCAAAACUUUCAAAAAGAAUACAAGACGAUUCUCCUUUCUCUGUGUGUCCCACGUUUGCUCCUGGUGGAAACCUCCAGAUAUGCCACAGAGGGCCUAAAGAGUAAACCCUCAGCUGCUGUAACAAACAAUAAUGUAGCAGAGAUAAAUGUAUAGCAGAAAUGUUGUCCUGGGGAAAACCAGGAAUCUUGUGUUCACUCAGUGCCUUUAGACAGGGUGUGUAUAAUUUCCAAGUAGUCCCUCCAUCCAUUUUCUAAGGCACUUAUUGUGUUCAUGGUCACAACACCCAAGCAAAAGGCAAACUCCAUCCUGGAUUGCACGGCAGUUAUUAACAGGGUGUUUGCGAUCAGAGCAUUGAGUGGGAAUGUAAUACACCUCAGCUGUGCUGGCGGAUCACCCAAAGUCUGGAAUACAAUAAGUAUGUUUUUGUUUUUUAAAUCUCAUCUCUGCAUGUCCACAUCACAUGUGCUAUUGACUCACUGCAUUUUUCAGUCAGAUCCAUUAUGAGCAUGUCAACAAAUAAUAAUAGUAAAAAAGAAAACAAGUGUGUUUUCUAUUGCACUGUUCCUUGAUCUUUAGAGCAACUUUAAUGAUAAAUAAGAGUCACUUUUGUUAAGUGAAAGCCUUUAUCCAGCCAAUGUGGGAUUCCAACUGAAACCUUUUCAUUCAACACUGAGCUCAUAUCCCAAGGAGUACACACUUAGUUGGAAUGUAGUGUCCAAGAACAUUAAAAGUGGGAUCUGCAAUUACUGAAUAGAGGACUGAUGUAGCCGGCAUGGUGAACGACUGGUUAGCACAUCUGCCUCACAGUUCUGGGGACCGGGGUUCAAAUCCCGGCCCGGCCUGUGUGGAGUUUGCAUGUUCUCCCCGUGCCUGCGUGGGUUUUCUCCGGGCACUCCGGUUUCCUCCCACAUCACAAAAAACAUGCGUGGUAGGUUGAUUGAAGGGUCUAUGUUCCCCGUAGGUGUGAAUGAGUGCGCGAAUGGUUGUUUGUUUAUUUGUGCCCUGCGAUUGGCAAUGACCGGUUCAGGGUGUACCCCGCCUCCCGUCCGAAGAUAGUUGGGAUAGGCUCCAGCAGCCCGCGACCCUGGUGAGGAUAAGCGGUGAAGAAAAUUGAUGGAUGGAGUACUGAUGUAUUACUUAAUCUUCUAUGCAUAUAAACGUGGAAUGGAAGCCUCUUUUUCACUGAGAAUGUAGACUUCAUUACUUAUACUUCAUUACUUAGACUGUUAGACUCUUGUGGCUCCAAUCCAUUAUAAAAAUGCAUGUCUUGCUAUAAGUAUAAUCCCUGAAAUGUUCUAAUUCGAUUGUAACACUGAGUUUAUUUAACUGUUGAAAAUUAAAUUCCUCAGGGUUUUGCUCAAGAAAGGAAAGAGCAGAUGUUUAGACAAAGCAUACAUUCAUGGUUAUUAAAAGUCAAACACAGUGGCAUGAUACGCAUCAGGGAGCCAGUAGUGUGAUCGCAUGAUAAUGCAUAAUUUCCCAACAAUCUUAUCUACGUUUCAGCUCACAGAAAGUCCCAAAGAUGUCUUACAUAUGUGACUGAAAUCAAACUGGGGAUAUUUGUAGAUGCAGUGAUCGGAUAAUGCCGACGUGACUCAAACUGUGGAGGCGCUGUCACAUCGCAGAGCAGCAAAAUGGCCCAAACCUGCGCAUACAAACAUACGAGACAGCGUCUCUGAUGUGUAAAGAAACAUCCAACACGCCAGUGGAAGGUCAGCCACAGAUGAGUAGCUAAAGGUGCUCCAGGGAGGAUGACGGCCUUCGCUGUACCACACCAAAGAGUCACGAACUAUUCUUCCCAUAGGAACAAAUGGGGAAAAAAAAAUGUUCAUUGGUCAAACUCUAGCCAGUGUAAAGCCUUUAUUAACUGAACAGGUAAUGUUUUAAAUGAGAUCCCAGACGGUGCAGUCAAUCCAUAUGUGCCUGUGUUUGACUGUCUACUAGUUCAGAGUGUAGUCUGCCUUUCGUCCAAUGUCAGUUGCUAUAGGCUCCAGCUCCCCGUGACCCUGGACAGGCUAAGCGUUAUUGAAAAACGAUAGAUGGAUGAUAGAUGCUUUAAAUUAGAUAAUCAUAUUCUUAACGGUCACACAUGUAUGAAAACAAUUACUAUAAAUCACUGUGAUUUUAAUAUAUGAACACAAUAAAAUACUCUACAAACAAUCAGCCAAAUGAGGAGAAGGAUGCAAUUAAAGUUGCGGGUUUAAAAUUAACUGUCAUACGUGUAAAAAAAAAAAAAAAAUUAAUAAAAAAAAUUCACAAUUCAAUAUAAAAAUUUAAAACAACAAAUGUUUUGAUAAUAACCGACCAAAUGUAUAGCACCUGGCCAGUUAGUCAUGGGGAAAAAAACCCCCAAAAACAAAGAAACAGCUGAACAUGCAAUGAGUUCAUGCCUUGAUGCUAGAUGCAAUUGGGGUUUUGUUCUGAAUUGUACAACCUUUGGAAUGUUGGAAUUUUGGUCUUAUGGUAUUACACAAAUACAGUAAAUUGUUUGGCUCAGUGCUGUGCAGUAAGUCGUUUUUUGAGUAUUUACUGUUCAAAGUUGUGAAGAGUAUACCAAAAUAAUUGAACUGUACACUACCACUUUUUGGUUUCUGAUUGGCAGGAACACAAUGGGAAAAACACAAUUUCUCAAAUAAAGCUUGUUUUGUUCUUGUAAUAAAGAAGAACACAAAAGUUGGAUGUCCUUCAUUGCUGUCCUUUCUCUUCCUCUUUGCUACUUUGUGAUACAUGCCAGAUCAGCCAUAUUAAGGUGUACCAUUCCAAAAACCACUUUAUCCAGCUUAUAGUAUUAUUAUUAGAACUAUGUUUGUUCAUUGUACCAUUAUAGGUCAGGGUCUGCCUGUGAUUAAACAUAUGUGACCCUACAGCAUGAAACCGAUCGGAAGGUGCAAAGCCAUAUUUUGAGCAACUGUGUAUACAGUACAUUUGCUGAA
Molecule: messenger RNA, 4257 nt
Organism: Phyllopteryx taeniolatus (common seadragon)
Lineage: Eukaryota; Metazoa; Chordata; Actinopteri; Syngnathiformes; Syngnathidae
Gene: mtnr1c
Product: melatonin receptor 1C
Exons: 2
Coding region: 419-1477 (352 amino acids)
Biological process (GO): G protein-coupled receptor signaling pathway
Cellular component (GO): membrane
Molecular function (GO): melatonin receptor activity
Source: RefSeq, a predicted model, not a curated record